Molecule: messenger RNA, 1428 nt
Organism: Zychaea mexicana
Lineage: Eukaryota; Fungi; Mucoromycota; Mucoromycetes; Mucorales; Lichtheimiaceae
Product: erwinia chrysanthemi IndA protein-like protein-like protein
Exons: 10
Coding region: 82-1047 (321 amino acids)
Molecular function (GO): pseudouridylate synthase activity
Source: RefSeq, a predicted model, not a curated record
UUCCCUUCUGCUGAGAUUUCCAUAAAAAAAUAUCUACUUGAGUGAACAAAAAAUUCCUGCGUCGCGUUCUUCUUUCAAAACAUGUUUCGACAGAUUACCCGUCGUUUUCACGCAUUAGCAAGUUCAAAACCUUUCACCAUUACACCCGAAAUUCAGAAUGCCCUUGCAAAGAAAGGACCCGUAGUGGCAUUGGAAUCCACCAUUAUCAGUCAUGGUAUGCCCUAUCCACAAAAUGUUGAGACUGCACGCGCCGUUGAAGAUAUUGUUCGGGCUCAGGGCGCCAUACCAGCUACUAUUGCCAUCUUGAAGGGCCAGGUGCAUAUAGGUUUGGAAGACGAGAAAUUGGAGCAAUUGGGUAAGAUGGGUGCAAAGGCACAAAAAUCGUCCAGACGGGACCUGGCACUUAUCCUUUCAAAGAGAGGAUACGGUGCAACGACUGUCGCUAGCACAAUGAUUCUCGCUCGGGCAGCGGGUAUUCCUGUUUUUGUCACUGGUGGAAUCGGUGGUGUGCAUCGAGGAGCAGAUCAGUCGUUUGAUAUAAGUGCGGAUUUGACAGAAUUGGGAAGAACACCUGUUGCGGUUGUAUGCGCAGGAGUCAAGAGUAUUUUAGAUAUUGAGAAAACACUUGAAGUACUGGAAACUCAAGGUGUAUCAGUCACAACCAUCGGUGAACGACGGUUCCCUGCAUUUUAUAUACCCGAUAGUGGUUUCGAUAGCCCGAGUUGUGUUUAUGAUGAAUCAGAAGCUGCUGAACUGAUCUAUCACAAUCAUAGACUUGAGCUGAACAGUGGCAUGGUCUUUGCUGUACCCAUACCCAAAGAGCAAGCUGCCGAUACACAAUCAAUUCAGAAGGCCAUUGAUACUGCUCUUGCUGAAGUCAGAUCGAACGGCAUCAGCGGCAAAGACGAAACACCAUUCUUGUUGAGGCGUGUCUCUGAACUAACCAAAGGCGAAUCACUAGCAGCGAAUAUUGCUCUUAUUAAAAACAAUGCCAAAGUUGGGGCAAGGAUUGCCGUGGAGUUGAGCAAAAGCUACACCAACUCUUGAUUUGCUUUUUUAAAAGACUACAUUACUCCACCCAACCUUUUAAAGAAGCAUAGCAUUACAGAGUGGCAGGUUCUUGUAAUUUCCCAAUGAAAUUAUUGCUCGUGGUUUUCAAAAAACCAAUAUCUGUUUCGUUGUAUUUUCCAGAGAAUAACUGCGUUGCUGUGCAUUCAACUCCACAUCAACGUACUGUACAUACUACCAUUUCUGUAUAUCUUGCCAGUCAUCAACCAUACGCGUCUUGUAAUGUAUUAGUAGUGGAUCUAAACAUGUACAGAGGCGCACCGCAGCACUGCUUUGAUUUAUAUGCAUGUAUUGUACCACACGAGUGCAACGACUGCGCCUCAAUUUAACGAGAUCAUCUUUAAAACCUGUAGAUUGCGG